Molecule: messenger RNA, 837 nt
Organism: Coffea eugenioides
Lineage: Eukaryota; Viridiplantae; Streptophyta; Magnoliopsida; Gentianales; Rubiaceae
Exons: 2
Coding region: 1-837 (278 amino acids)
Source: RefSeq, a predicted model, not a curated record
AUGGCGGAAAAGCAGAUUCGUUGGUGUCUAGGGAGAGGUUUCGUGGACUUCUGGCACGAUAAAUGGCUGGGAGAGGAGACUGUGACGGAGAUGGUUGGUGUUCAUGAUCCCCCUCAUAUGCUUGCUGCGGAAUUCGUUGUCCAGAAUGAAUGGAAUGUUUCUAAGCUCCUCCAGUGGCUGCCUAUGCGCGUGAUCGCAUUUUUCGCGUGGCGCGCCGUUCAUAAUUUUCUGCCAUUGGAUCUUACCCUUCGUCGUAGGGGGGUAGCCCUUCCUUCUCGGUGCCACGAGGAGUUCUUCUGUCACUUGUUCCUCUCUGGCCCUGGUGCCUCUGCAGUCUGGAAUUGGUCCAAAAGGCAGUUUGGCAUCCUAGACCUCAUGCACUCCCCUCUCUCAGCAAUGUUCAUGUCAUGGCUGGGUUCGGUUGGGUCGGGAUCGCUGAAUCACAUUCAUACGGCUAUGCCAGCGAUUGUUGCCUGGUUUCUCUGGAAGGCGCGUAAUCGUGUGCAGCAUGAGGAUGUGCCCUUCCAUGCCCGUCAGAUCAUUCAAGACAUUGAUAGCUUUGUAAGGCUGUUGGGUCGGGCCAGAGUUUUUUUGCCCAAGCAUUUCAUUGAGGACCUGGAGCACCCAUGGGCUCCAGAUACAGGGAUCCAGCCUAAGUGGUUCAAGGUUUAUGUUGUGGCCUGGUUGAGCCCUCCGCUCCACAGACUGAAACUCAAUACGGACUCUAGUGUCUCUGGUACAAGAGCUUUGGGUGGAGGGCUUGUUCGCGAUCACACGAGGCGUUUGGUAUUUGCCUUUUAUAAGGAGUUUGGGAAGGUAGACACUCUGACUGCCUAG